This is a messenger RNA of Polypterus senegalus (gray bichir), 1228 nucleotides long. RefSeq names its product splicing factor 3a, subunit 2 (gene sf3a2). Gene Ontology annotation, molecular function: nucleic acid binding; zinc ion binding. The record is from RefSeq and is a predicted model, not a curated record. Gene Ontology annotation, cellular component: catalytic step 2 spliceosome; U2-type prespliceosome; U2 snRNP. NCBI's taxonomy places the organism in Eukaryota, Metazoa, Chordata, Cladistia, Polypteriformes, Polypteridae. The transcript has 8 exons. Gene Ontology annotation, biological process: spliceosomal complex assembly. The coding region runs from base 187 to 1122 and encodes 311 amino acids.
AAGAGGCGCCGGGUCUGACUGCGCAGGCGCCAAGUGUGGAGCGUGGUGCAAAUCGGGAAGACGCUUGUUUUUUUAUUUUUCAUAUAUGUAACCGGAGUUACUUAUUAGUGCUUUGGCUGCCACAUCUUGAUUGUAAACUUUAAAACAUAAGUCCGGAGCGGGGAACGGAAGUGAGUGACCUACAUAAUGGAUUUCCAAAACAGACCAGGUGGCAAGACUGGCAGUGGGGGUGUAGCGUCCGCCUCUGAGAGCAAUCGUGACAGGAGGGAGCGGCUGAGGCAACUUGCCUUGGAAACUAUAGACAUUAACAAGGACCCCUAUUUUAUGAAAAAUCACUUGGGCUCAUAUGAGUGCAAGCUAUGCCUUACCCUGCACAAUAAUGAGGGCAGCUAUCUGGCUCACACACAAGGAAAGAAGCAUCAGACAAACCUUGCGAGACGAGCUGCAAAGGAAGCCAAAGAAUCCCCAGCUCAACCUGCCCCAGAAAAAGUAAAGGUUGAAGUAAAGAAAUUUGUGAAAAUUGGACGCCCUGGUUAUAAAGUAACAAAACAGAGAGAUCCUGAGACUGGACAACAAAGCCUACUGUUCCAGAUUGAUUAUCCUGAAAUAGCAGAGACCAUCUACCCACGUCACAGGUUUAUGUCUGCUUAUGAGCAGAGGAUAGAGCCCCCAGACAGACGUUGGCAGUACCUUCUUUUUGCUGCUGAACCUUACGAGACAAUUGCUUUCAAGGUCCCAAGUAGAGAAAUUGAUAAGGGGGAGAGCAAGUUUUGGACACAUUGGAAUAGAGAUACAAAACAGUUCUUUCUGCAAUUUCAUUUCAAAAUGGAGAAGCUCUUGCCUCCACCUACCAUGCCCGUACCCCCUCCUGGUGUAAAAAGGCCACCACCUCCUCUUAUGGGUGCAUUGCCCCCUCGACCACCUACCAGUGAUUCGGUCCCUCCACCACCUCCAGGAGGAAUGCCACUGCCUCCAGGAGCUCCUGUUCCACCACAGAUGCCACCACAGAUUCCUCCUCCAGGACCUGGAAUUCCACCCCCUGCUCCUCUACCUCCCCUAUUGAGACCCCCACUGCCUACUGAUGCAUCUGGGAACAUGCCCCCGCCUCUACCUUCAAGCUGAACUCCAUCCAUCUUGAUCAAAUUAAGGACUGUGCUAUUUUUGUUUUACCCAUGGGUGUUCAUAGGAACAGCUUAAUCUUAGAAAUAAACAGUUGAUUUCUUUUUCA